Messenger RNA from Astyanax mexicanus (Mexican tetra), 3080 nucleotides. RefSeq names its product TEL2, telomere maintenance 2, homolog (S. cerevisiae) (gene telo2). Gene Ontology annotation, biological process: telomere maintenance via telomerase; protein stabilization. Gene Ontology annotation, molecular function: Hsp90 protein binding; telomeric repeat DNA binding. The transcript has 21 exons. The record is from RefSeq and is a predicted model, not a curated record. Gene Ontology annotation, cellular component: cytosol. Lineage: Eukaryota; Metazoa; Chordata; Actinopteri; Characiformes; Acestrorhamphidae. The coding region runs from base 196 to 2712 and encodes 838 amino acids.
GACCUGCUGUUUCCGCACGGACGGGUGAGUGUGCGGACCCAUAGCGCGGCGCGCUGUUUGUAAACAUCAGGUUAAUAAUCCUGUUUAUUAUUAUUAAUAAUCCGGUUUAAUAAGAGGAGAGAAGCGGAGCGGAGUCCGGAGCGCUGCUGGGUCUGUGUGUUUGUGUGUUUAAGCGCUGAGAGCUCGCGGUGACGGAUGGAUGGAUCCUCCGGUACUGAAGUGCUGGUCCGGCAGGCGGUGUCUCCGUACGUCAGGAUCAUCGCUAGCUCUCACAGUUCUGCAGAGAAAACCGACGCCCUCCACAGCCUUAAACACUAUCUAGAGGACGGAAACGCCUCGGCCAAUGAAAGAGCAGAAUUCAACCGUGCACACUACACACGAGUCCUGCAGGUACUGAUCAGCAAUCUCACCUCUGAUUGGUUCCACAGCCUGCAUGGUGAGGAGCGGAGGGAACUGUGGGAUGGGUUCUUCCUCCGAGGUCCUCCAGACCAGGCCCUGCUGGUGCUCCUGGAUACAGUCAGCUCCACCAGUGCCGGUUCUGGUCUGGAUCAGUGUGUCUCGGUGCUGGAGAGGUUUCUGAGUGCAGGUCGUGUUGAAGUGUUAUUAUGGUCUAAGUGUUUGGUGGUGAUUGGCGGCUCUGACUCCGCCCAGCUGAGAGAGACGGUCCUGACCCGCCUCUCGUCUCUGCCUGACCUCACCGCCAACCGCCUCCAAACACACACACCUUCACCCUUCCUCCCACCGCAGUACUACACACACCUCGCUGAGGAUGUCCUGAAGACCCUGGAGAAAACCUGCCAGGCUCUGAGAGGGGGUCAGGACUGCUCUCUGGGCUUCGUGGCUCAGCUGUUGGGGAAAGUGUGUAUGCAGGGGCACGGAGAGUGUGUGUUUGAGAUUCUGGCUCCUCGUCUCUCGUCUCUCACGCGCUCGGACGCUCUGUGGAGGCGCGUGAGCUGUAAACUGCUGGAGAACGUUCCAGAGCGCUGGAUAGAGAGCGUCAUCACUGCACUCAUACACCACCUGCACAGUGCAUCAGCGUUGUCUAGGUUAAUGGACAAUCUGGUUCUGAAGAAUAAGAAAGUUCAGUUUGUGCUCACACACAAACUCCUGCUGCUGCAGUAUCAGCACCCGACUCGGUUGUUGAGGAAUGUUCUGGGUUAUCUGGCUCUGGAUGUUGGGCGACGCCCCCUCCUAAAACAGGUGAUGCGGAGUGUGUGUCAGGUGUGGUGUAACAGCAGUGCAGUGAGACACACACCUCUGGAGCAGCAGCUGUAUGUGAGCAGAGCCCUGCUGCUGUCUGUGAGUCUGCUCAACCCUGCUGAGAUACCAGAGCUACGGGAAGUACUGCUGCAGUGCAUGCUGGGAGGAGUUCAGUGUCGUCUAGACAGCAGUAUUGAGCGCGUGCGGAGGAUGGGCAUGGUGGUGGGGGAGUGUCUCAGUCAGAAGCUGGACACGCCCACCUAUCAGCUCAAGUUUCAGUAUGAGGCAGAUGAGGAGAGCAGGGAGCUGCAGUCUCUCACAGAGCCUCAGUCUGAAGAAGAUCAGGAGGAUCAGCAACCUGCUAAUGAAGCACACAGACCUGAGCUGGAGACCAGGGGUCAGAGUUCAGAAACUCAGUCUGUGACAUCUUCACAGCCCCCAACAACCAAUCAGACUUCAGGACAUGGACGUGGCAGUGAUUCUGAGCUUGACAGUGAUGAUGAGCUCACUCCAUAUGAUAUGUCUGCUGAUCAGGUGAAGCAGAAGGUGGCUCCGCCCCGAUAUGUCAGAGACUGUCUGGAGGCUCUGAUGUCCUCUGAUGACCCAGAGAGGGUGGAGUUGAGUCUGCAGGCGGCUGAAGGGCUCCUGAGGAAGAACGUCAGCGCCACUCGAGAGGUGAGUGUGCAGUUCAGUAAGGUGAUGUUACACCUGGAGGACAGGUACAGCACUGCAGGAUUCCACACACUCCGACAGAACGCCAUGGUGGCUCUCACAGUGACGGACACACAGCUGGUUGUGGAGUAUCUGACUGCUGAGUUUUACUCUCUGAACUACAGUCUGAGACAGAGGCUGGACAUCCUCGAGGUUCUUGCUCUCUCCGCCCAGGAGCUGUCUGAGCCAAUCACAGAUAAGAGGGCGGGGCCUAGGCCUGUUUCUGCGGUGACGAUGCUGGAGCAGUGUGGGGAGGUGGAGCAUUGGCGUCAGGUUGUGGAUAAACGCAUCCAGAGCAAAACCAGACGCAUCAGCAAGGGUGUAUCUCAGCCUCCUAAAGCUACUCCAAACCGCUAUGCUCCUGUAGCUGGCUUCUUCUUCUUUCCACUACUGAGGAACUACGACAGACCACAGGUGACGUUUGACCUGUUGGGGAGUGAUCACCUGGUGCUGGGGAGACUGUUACACACGCUGGGACUCCUGAUGCACCUGGCCAUCAAUGCGCCAGUGGCAACACAGAUGGGGAAAGCUCUGCUGGACUUUGUUUGGGCCAUUCGCUUCCAUACUGAUCAGAUGGUGAGGAGGGGGGUGCUGUUUGCAGUGUGUGCUGUGUUUCUGAGCAUGCCCAGUGACAGUCUGCUGCUGGAACUGAGUGAUGACCUAGUGGAGACCAGGGCAUGGCUAGCAGAUGUAGCAGAGAGUGACCCUGACUCAGACUGCAGGAGUUUGGCGGUGCAGAGUUUAGUUCUUCUGGAGAAAAACCUCAAAACUCAUCUGCAGAGCUCUGCACUGGAGACGUGACCCCCACAACUCUACUGAUCCCACUGCGGUUCUGAUCCACUGAUCCAUAACAACUGCAGGAAAACUCCUCACCAUGGAGCUGUGUGUGUUUGUGUGUGUGUUUGUGUGAUGAAGAGAAUAGUUAGCCUGGAGCUAACUGUAGAUCUAAAUCAUCACACACACUUUCCAAAAACCUGUAAACUCUUAACACACUCUAUUAUGUGGUUUCUGACUCAGUGUUAAAGGACUCCUUGUGGGCGGAGUCUGAAGUUGAAGGGUGGAAAAAUGCACGGCUCCUCCUGCUGGCCAGAUCUUGCACGGCUUACAGUGAUAAAAACAACCACUGGCAUUAUAAUAAACAGUGAAAUUAAUUAAUUAAUAAAAAAAAA